UAUCCUGUCCAUUCAUUAGAGAUACGGAUUGGAAGAGGCAACCCUCUCUCUCUCUCUCAGUCUCUGUUACACUUAACACCCUCUCAGUCUCUCUCUUUCUCUACCUCCCACAAUGGCGAUAUCUUCUGCUCUUCAUUGUCGCCCUCAAAUCAAAGGACUGCCUCCUCUGCUUCGCAAGCAACCAAACCUCGGUAUCUCUGAAAGGUUCAUGUGCCUGACCAAAAGGAGAACACUUGAUGGCUCGAUAAUGCGAUGUGGUACAUACUGUUUGCUGGAGGUUGCAGCAGGCACAAGUGCUGAACUCUCACCAUCAAAUGCAUUUAUAUCACAAAGUUUAUUUGAUAUAUCGAAGACUACUCAGAGUUUCCAUAUUGACAUACCAAAGGCAUCACAAACCAUUUCAGACUACAUGCAAAGAAUCAUGAUAGCAGACCUGGAUCCAUCAUCGGCUAAGCUGGCAAUAGGGGUCUUGGGGCCAUUACUCUCAGCAUUUGCCUUUCUUUUCAUUGUUAGAAUAGUUAUGUCUUGGUACCCCAAGCUACCUGUGGGGAAGUUCCCAUAUGUUAUAGCUUAUGCUCCAACAGAACCUAUUCUUGUACCAACCCGAAAGUUGAUUCCACCUCUUGGAGGAGUGGAUAUAACUCCUGUGGUCUGGUUUGGACUGCUAAGUUUCCUAAACGAAAUCUUACUAGGACCACAAGGGCUUCUUGUGCUCCUCUCUCAACAGGUUUAGCUGUUUGACAAACAACAGAGAGGGAGAUGAAGGAUUGUAAAUAUUGAGAUGAAAUUUUGUAUUUUCAUUUACCUGAAGAUUGGUGGCUGCAAACACAACAUUAUUUAUUGUUGUA
This is a messenger RNA of Telopea speciosissima, 848 nucleotides long. Its product is annotated as protein COFACTOR ASSEMBLY OF COMPLEX C SUBUNIT B CCB3, chloroplastic. The coding region runs from base 113 to 733 and encodes 206 amino acids. The transcript has 3 exons. Gene Ontology annotation, cellular component: chloroplast thylakoid membrane. The record is from RefSeq and is a predicted model, not a curated record. NCBI's taxonomy places the organism in Eukaryota, Viridiplantae, Streptophyta, Magnoliopsida, Proteales, Proteaceae.